Molecule: messenger RNA, 1167 nt
Organism: Drosophila rhopaloa
Lineage: Eukaryota; Metazoa; Arthropoda; Insecta; Diptera; Drosophilidae
Product: probable G-protein coupled receptor Mth-like 7
Exons: 6
Coding region: 1-1167 (388 amino acids)
Molecular function (GO): G protein-coupled receptor activity
Source: RefSeq, a predicted model, not a curated record
AUGUUGGCCAAUGGAGACUGCAAUGAUGACUUGGAGGAUUUGCUGGCUCAUUCCAAUCCUCAUCUAAACGUAACCCUCGAAUCCGUUUCAGAAGGGGAAGUGCAAUACAACAUUGCCGAUAUGAUCGUGAUGAGGGAACCGCUUCAGUUUUGCGAUGAGCUAUUCAACCUUCGGGAAAAUGAGUACAGAUUGCUAGAGGUUAGUCUUUUGGGCAGCCAUCUGUUUCCCUUUCUAAUCCGAGCUCUUCAGGACGGAACAUUUCUCCUUUACUCCUUGGAAUUUGAUUUGUACGAAGGUGAUUACUGCCUCUAUCCAUAUCAGUCCUACUUAGACUUUCCAAAAUCCAUAUGGAUUGUUCGCCAUACCUACACUGGAAAAAUGAUCCCAGCGGCUUUUGAGCUAAUGGUGAUUUCAAUGAUAUGCUAUAUCCUCACCAUCGUGGUGUAUAUUUUCAUAAAGAAACUGCGGAAUAUCCUUGGCAAAUGCAUUAUCUGCAGCCUUUUCAGCAUUUGUAUGGUGUACCUCAUUUUCAUACUGGAUUAUUUAAAUUUAUCAAGCGACAUUUGCUCUGCAGCAGGUUACAGUUCGUACUUCUUCAGAAUGGCCUAUAAUCUCUGGCUUUCUGUCAUCAGUUAUCAUAUGUGCAAAUUGUUCAAGUCGGUCAGACGCAGUGAACCUCGAUAUCGGUUUCUGAAAUACAUCUCUUUUGUAUGGGUCACAGCUUCUAUAUCGACCGGAAUCAUAUUUUUGAUUGACAAAAUUUGGGAGAAGGAUCCCAAGGCAUGGAAUUGGAUACCCCAAAUUGGUUAUACUACAUGCUUCAUUAAAUGCACCUUUAAUGUGAUCAAGUUUAUCCUCACAGCAAUUCACAUUUGGAAAGUAAAGAAAGAAAUAAGGAGAUUUGCUCAAGAUAAGAAGACAACGACUACUUGCUUUAAUUUCGACAGUCAGUCCUAUUUACAGUUUCUGAGAAUCUCUGCCAUGAUGGGCGUGUCAUGGAUCCUGGAUGUUAGUCAGUAUUUUAUUGAUGCCAACCAGAUUUGGCAGCUGUUUGUUUUGAUUUUCGAAUACCUUCAUGAUGGUUUUGGUGUUAUCGUUUUUAUUCUGCUCAUUCUAAAGCGCAGCACUAUUGAUCUGAUCAUGGAAAGAUUUCGAGAAAAGUUAUAA